AUGCGCGCCGCGGUCAGCAGCAGCGAUGGUCCUUCUGAAGCCGCGCAGAGAACACCCGCAGCCGUGUCCUUAACAGUCGCCGACGUCAACGCCCUUUCAAGUAGAGGUGACGCGGCUUCGGUAGGCGCGGCCGUCGGCCAACGGGGUGCGUUGACGCCGUCUCGCUCGGUAGGAGAGCUGGAGUCCGUGGUGGAGUCGCUGCUGCAAGAGAAUGCGACACUGCGCGAGAAGCUGCAGCGCGAUCGACGCCAAAUGCUUCGAUCUGCCAUGGAUAUUCGUGACUUGCAUGCAAGCCAUAAGUGGAUUAGGCAGAAGGACUUGAGCCGCAUGGACGGGCUAUAUCGCGAGAACCAGAGACUUAGGGAGAUGCUCAAGACGCAGGACAGUACCCAAGGUGCUGUCGAUUCGAUGUUGCCACAUCCACCAGCUGCAACGGCGUCUCGUUCGUCAUUACAGAGUCUUUGCUCUUCCCCUGAAGUGCCUGCCGAGGUAAAGGCGAUGGGGGAAGACAUGUCGGCACUUCAGGCUGAGGUGGUACGUCUGCGAAGUUCGCUGGCGCUCAAGACGCAGCACCUGGAUGACUUGUGGAAGCAUGCGGAGCGUGCCGAGUGUUACGUGCAGGAUUUACUGCAGAAGCUGGGGUACAUGCAGGACAUUGUGCGAGAGGAGAGCUGCAGCUCUGCCCGCCUGUCCCACCAUCUCGAAAGCGUUGAGCACCCGCUGGAGGACAUCGCCUCCUUCGUGACCCUGCGCGGCCGCUCGAGCUCGGCGCAGCCGACCACAUCCUAUACCACCGCUGAGUCCUCAUUUGCCACAUUGAGUAGACAGGAGUAUGUCAAGCGUGUCGCGAGUGUUGAGGGAGUCUGA
Leishmania braziliensis MHOM/BR/75/M2904 is the source of this 867-nucleotide messenger RNA. RefSeq lists its product as hypothetical. The record is from RefSeq and is a predicted model, not a curated record. The coding region runs from base 1 to 867 and encodes 288 amino acids. The transcript has a single exon. Lineage: Eukaryota; Euglenozoa; Kinetoplastea; Trypanosomatida; Trypanosomatidae.